AUGAAUGAGAAUAGGCUUAAAGCUUCAGAAGCCAUUGUGCAAAGUUUGUCUGCUUUAGCGAUUGGUUUACUGGCGCUGCAAACUGGUUUCGUUUACGCAUGGCCAUCAUACAAUUUAGCCAACUUUGUAUCCAACGAAACCGUGCUGAGCGCUCCCAUAUCCACAUUGCAGGUCUCACUGCUGGGUAGUUUGCCUAAUUUGGGCGGAUUUAUAGGCAUGCCCGUCUGUGGCUGGAUCUUUAGCACUUUUGGAAGAAAAUAUGGGUCCAUGCUAUUUGGUGUACCGUACCUUGUUGCAUGGUUGAUAAUAUCCUUAACGAACAAUAUCACGCUGAUUCUAAUAGCGGUCACCAUAGCAGGUACUGGAAUUGCCGGUCAAAAUAUUUCAACAAUGUUUAUGUCAGAGAUAGCACAUGUUUCAAUAAGAGGUGGAUUAACUUCUAUUUCAUCAUCAGCUUACAUGACUGGUCUUUUAUUAGCAAAUAUAAUGGGUGGUCAGUUCGACUAUAUGACGAUGAUAAUAAUUAAUUUAUCAGUAUCGGUAUUGACGAUAAUGCUGCUUUCAUUAAUACGGGAUUCCCCCGUAUUCUUGGUUUUGGUCGGCAGAGAGGAGGAAGCAGCAAAAUCAAUAGCAUUCUAUAGACGUUUAGAUGUCAAUUCAGAUCAAGUGAAGGCGGAGGUAGACAAGAUCAGAAAUACUAUGGAUCCAAAAUUGGAGACGUUGCUUCAAGAAAAAGAGUUAGGGCAGGAAUUAGAUCUCAAAACAGCAGACAGUUUGAUAGAGAAAACCGAAGUGAAAAAGAAAGAGGAAAACAUAUCUGCUUGGCGGUUUUUAUUGAGAUCAAAGUCAUCAAAGAGGAUCCUUGUGAUUCUUCUAACUAUGAUAGCAAUGACGAUCUUAACUGGGGGCAUCAUCUUACAAGUUUAUACUGAACCGCUGUUUGCUGAGGCGGCGCCAUCUAUGUCUGCCAAUCAGUGUGCCAUUUUUGCUGCGAUUAAUUCCUUCAUUUCCAGUUUAGUUAACAUGGUCGUGAUAGAUAGACUUGGCAGAAAGGCCAUCUUAAUGGUCACAACAGCUAGUACAGGAAUUUGCACGGGAUUAUUGGGUCUUCAACUGCAGUUGCACUUUGCCCCCAACUGGUUCACUGUAGUGCUUAUAAAUGUGUAUGCUUUUAUGUACACUGCUGGGCCUGCUACAAUACCAUUUGUACUAGCAUCCGAAGUAUUCCUGCCAGAGGUUGGAAGCCUCUGCAACACUUUUUGCUACUCCUUCGUGUGGCCCUUCUUCUUCAUCGCCCUCAGUGUCUUCCCUCCAAUAGUAGAGUUCCUGGGCCUUGGACCUAUUUUCUACAUCUUCUGUUUCAUGUCAUUUGCAGUUUUCUUGUUUAGUCUAUUUUAUUUACCCGAAACUAAAGGUUUGGCUGUUGAUAAAAUUCAGAUGCUAUUUUUAAAGCAGCAAAAGUAA
This is a messenger RNA of Arctia plantaginis, 1464 nucleotides long. The record is from the annotation of a GenBank genome assembly. Lineage: Eukaryota; Metazoa; Arthropoda; Insecta; Lepidoptera; Erebidae.